This is a messenger RNA of Truncatella angustata, 2604 nucleotides long. RefSeq names its product Six-hairpin glycosidase-like protein. The transcript is spliced from 3 exons. The record is from RefSeq and is a predicted model, not a curated record. Lineage: Eukaryota; Fungi; Ascomycota; Sordariomycetes; Amphisphaeriales; Sporocadaceae. The coding region runs from base 221 to 2233 and encodes 670 amino acids. Gene Ontology annotation, biological process: carbohydrate metabolic process.
CAUCAUGACGAAAGCGUUCUUGAUAUUCACCUCCAGUUCACGUGGAAGGUUUUGCUCGGUAUUCUUUGUCCCGUAAAAUGGGGUCGUCAUGUUCACUGGACCGAGACCUCGUCAGUGAUAGCUAUGGAUCUGCAAUACUUAUACACGCCAUCCACCGCACCCAAUAUGCUCCUGUAUAUUUGUGUAUCGAUUUGCAGGACUGCAGGACUAUAUCUCACCAAUGUCAACGAUGAGAGCAAUCACGCUAUACUGCCAGCUCGCCCUCGCCACGCUUGCGGCGGCCGAUGUUCAAUACGGUGAAUAUAUCCUGGCUCCAUCAUCACGGACACUAGCUCCUGCGUCUGUAUACCAAACAGGUGGUGAUGUGGAAGGCUUCGAUGCCCUCGUCGACCCCGCGAGCCAGGCUUCUACGACACUAGAUGGAGAAGGUUAUGUCACUCUGGACUUUGGCAAGAACAUCGCUGGCACUGUUAGCUUCCAGGUCGACACGCUGGAGGGCGAUGAUGAGGCCAUCGGUUUCACGUUUACCGAGAGCUCAGAAUGGAUCAGCGCCGAGUAUUGUGAUGCUACACAAGAUGAUGGCAUUGAUUUGCCCUUAUGGUUCAAUCUGACUGGACCUGGUCUCUAUGAAGCUGACAAGGCGCACCAGAGAGGUGGUUUUCGAUAUCUCACUGUUGUCCAUAACGCAACCGGCACUGUGAGCAUCUCUAACUUGACGGUCUAUUGGAUAACUUCGCCUGAGAUGGACAACCCCGCGGCAUAUACCGGUCACUUUCACAGCAACAGUGAGAAGCUGAACCGCGUGUGGUAUGCCGGCGCCUAUACGAACCAGCUAUGUUCUAUAGAUCCGACCACUGGAAAUUCCCUUGGUCAGCCUCUGGAGGGGUGGCACUACGACUACACCAUCUCAAAUGGCACCUCGGUUCUCGUUGACGGUGGUAAAAGAGAUAGGUUGAUCUGGCCGGGUGAUAUUGCCAUCUCAGGCCCCUCUAUCUUCGUAUCCACCAACAGUCUGGAUCCAAUCCGCAAUGGAAUCGAUGCUCUGUUCCUUCAACAGCAGGCCGAUGGACGCUUGCCAUAUGCUGGAGAACCAUUCAAUGAGUUCAUUGGCAACAAGACAAACACGACUGUUUGGCUCUGGAGUUUCACUUACCAUUGCCAUACGCUCAACGACCUUUAUGACUACUACUUGUUUACUGGUGACAUCGAGUACUUGGAGUCAUACUGGAGCCAAUAUACACUCGGAGUCAAUUAUCUGCUCCAGUUCAUCGACUCUACGGGCUUGGCGAAUGUGACCUCGAGCUCUGACUGGCUGCGUGUUGGCAUGGGUGGGCACAACAUUGAGGCCAACUCAAUUCUAUAUUUCACUCUAAAAAACGCUAUUAGUUUAGCGGCCGUCGUCAACGACAAGAGCGACGUCGGCAAUUGGACCAUAUCUGCUGCUGGCAUUCCGCCUGCUGCCAACGACCUCCUAUGGGAUGAGUCAGUUUCGCUCUACAGAGACAACGACACUCAACAGGUUCUCUACCCGCAAGACGGCAACGCCUGGGCAAUCAUUUCUGGCGUCGCAAAUGGCUCUCGAGCCGAGGCCGUUAGCGACUCCCUCGCAGCGCGCUGGAUCCGACCAUAUGGGGCACCAGCACCUGAGGGCGGCGAGACCAUCUCACCUUUCGUGUCUGGGUUCGAGAUACAGGCACAUUACAAGGUCGGAAGGGCCGACCGAGCCGUCGACCUCACAGAGUUCAUGUAUGCUGACUUCAUGCUCGACGACCCGCGCAUGACAAACUCGAGCUUCAUUGAGGGUUACUCGACCAAUGGCAGCUUGCACUAUCCGGCUUACAAGAAUGAUCCUCGUGUCAGUCAUGCCCAUGGCUGGGCCACGGGCCCGACGUCGAGUUUAUCGUUCCUGGGCGCGGGCAUCCAGCUUUUGGCCGCCGCCGGCAAGACGUGGAAGAUCGCGCCCGCGCUUGGUGGGCUUACCAGCCUCGAAGCGGGCUACGAAACGCCACUUGGCGCAUAUGCUGCUGAGUGGCAUAACAGUAGUUGCGGUUUCACGGGGAGGUUCGAAACUCCUGAAGGCACAUCGGGAUCAUUUGACAUAGCGAUAGGACCGGGCUCGACGAAAUUGUCGCUUGAUGGUCCCGGAGGCAUCACCGAGGUCGAUGUCACGAACGAGGCAGUGGUGAGUGUUGAUGGCCUCGCUGGUGGCAAAUAUACCGUGACUAUUUCGUGAGGACAAGGGUUAAGAUAUAGCUUUUGACAAAGUAUUUGUGCGAGAUACUGCGAAUAUCGCUAUCGAUAUUUUCUAAAGAACCCUGACCAAUUUCCUCGACGUACUUUGAGGAUUCUCGUUCUAUUUCAAUACUUCCCCUAUCACCUCGUAAGAUUCCUCAAAUUGAAGCACCCAAUCUUGUUAUCGAUUUUGUGUGGGUGACUAUCCCUAUUCAUCCCGAAAUCCCUAUAAAUCAUAAACAAAGUCAUACUAACCGUGUGGAAUGCAAAUGAUCUGGCCGUAUUCGCGCGUUCUUGAUCAGUUAUGAUCUGAUAUAUCCAGGCUUGAUGUGUUUAGGAGAGGGAAAUACAUUAGCACUUCUUGUUUGACUG